GCCUGAUCAGUUGCGUUUCGGUGCUGGGCCAGUUUGGCAGUGUUUUGCGGCAGUGAGCGUUGCUAGUGAACGUGCGUGAUAGGCGCAGUUUUUGUUAACUUCAGUGCAGUUUAUCGAGUGAAAUUGAAGUGAAGUACGCUGGGAGUUGCUGUUUAUGCUUCCGGGUUAAAGUGUGGUGCGUGUUUAUCUGUGCGAGUGCGUUAGUGUGAUAUCCCAUUUACUAAGGAACGACGCCACGCAGCCACGCUCUUCAACGUUCUGGUGCGCUCGCCGUGGUGGAAAGGUUGCGGAAAAUGGCCCUUGGCAACCCCCCGGGAGUGUACGGAAAUUAGAGCUCUUCAGUGGGCGCGGAAAUACUAAACACUUAGCAGAGCUCCCGUCCCAACCCGUCGCACGCAAAAGUCCCGCGGGGUUUUUAUUUGGGAACGCUCUUCUCGGAAAGCGUCUGCCGCUGCUUUCCAGGUGCGCUCGGGCUAAUACGGAUGUGCGAAGAAGUGUGCCAGUGCGACGAGUGACGGUUUGAAAGUGCCAACAGGAAACGAGCGUAAAUCCACCAGCGCCCUGCGCCGCCCAAGUCGCCACCUUCUACAAACCACCAUCGGCAGCAGCAGUAACGCCAGGAGCAGUAUGGCCGGCUUCGUUUGCCAUCUCCUGCUGGUGUUUCUCUUCACCCGGGAAACGGCUUACGGCACUUCAUUCGGAAACAGUCUGUCCGAUCCGCUGCUCGAUCCGGACUUCAUCGACAGCCCACCGAUGGUGCAGCCCAAGUUCACUUCCCGGUCGCAGUCGGUCCGGGCCGUCAUUGGCGAUACGAUUACGCUUCCCUGCGAGGUGGAAAAUCUAGGCCGUAACAUUCUGCUCUGGCGUCGAGGGAGUGCCGUCGUAACGGCCGCCAAUCUUAUCAUUACCCGCGACACACGGUUCAAGCUGCUCGAGGGCUACAGUUUGCAGAUUAAAAACGUUCGCCCGCAGGACGCCGGGGAUUACAAUUGCCAAAUCGGUGACCACGACAACCGGGACCUGGUGCACACGGUCGAGAUUCUGGUGCCACCCUCGGUACGCUCCAACCCGGAAACCGGUCACGUCACCGUCCGGAAGGGUGGCACGGCGACCCUCGAGUGCAAAGCCUCCGGCAACCCCGUCCCGAGCAUCAGCUGGACCAGAAAGGAUUCGAUACACGGCUCGCCGCAUCUCUCCGAAGGGCCCACCCUGACGCUGGAAAACGUGAACCGGCAGGACAGUGGAACGUACCGGUGCUACGCAGACAACGGCAUCCGGGAACCGGUGUUCGUCGACAUGCAGCUGAUUGUCCUCUCUCCACCGGAAAUCACGGUCGAAAAAUCGUGGGUCCACGCGGGUGAAGGCUACGAGGCACAGCUCGUCUGCACCGUACACGGAGAUGCUAAUCCUGAGGUUAUGUGGUACCAGGACUCGUUUCUGCUGCAUCCCAACGACAGACGGACGAUGGAUACGCGGGGCGAAAAGCACUACCUAACCGUCCGGAACGUUCGAGCAUCUGAUUUUGGCAAUUAUAGCUGCGUGGCGGAAAACUCACUCGGACGAGCGAAAAAGUACAUCGAAGUAUCGGGCCGGCCCGGACCGGCACAGUUCCAUUCGCCGAUGUACAGCCGGUAUCGGGAGAUGUACAACCUAACAUGGAGCAUUGAAUCAUUCCCGCUGAUAGAGGAAAUAAGAUUACUCUACAGAAAAUUAAUGAUGAACGAGUCCUUUCAGCAUCCGGGCAGAUGGCACGACAUCAUCCUGAACCCACCGUCAACCCGAUCGGAAUCCUAUCGGCACAUCAUGACGUACACCAUCAAGGGGCUGGAUCCGAACUCGGUCUACGAAACGAUCGUGCAGGCGAAAAAUCGUUACGGCUGGAAUGAGGUUAGUGACAUAUUCCAGUUCUACACCCUCAGCACGGAUAUGCCGAACGAAGACGUGGAGCAAACGCUCGGAUCGACCGCGUACGGUAACAACUACCGGGCGCUCAAUCGCUGCUCCGGACUGCGCACCGAACUCAUCCCGGGAACGAUACUACUGAGCUUAGUGGGCGCCAUUUGGCGGUUGGUAAGAACAUAAACAAAUAAUGCGCCAAACCCCACUAUUAGUGUGCUGCAAGGGGAAAACGAAACAAAACUGAAAAGAAGAGAUAUAACUUUACAUUCCUUUAGUUUGGGUUUUUUUUUCUGGAAAUCAUAAUGAUUAACGAAAACUACAACAAAACCACCAUAAUGUUAGAGAGAGAUGAGAAAGGACAGCAGAAGGGUAAGAGACGCAGGACGCAUCUAAACCAUCCACAACCAUUAAGCAACCGGUCCAUCUUGACAAAACGUCUAUAUAACUUACAUGGCAAGAUGGGAAAACGAUGGAAGCGAGAAAAACAGAGAAAAAAACCAUGCUACUGUCAGCUGACUUUGGAGUAAAUAAUUUUUGUAGUAAAAAAAAAUAAACCAACGCGAGCAAGUAAGCACUAGCAAGUAAGAGGUGUAAGUGUAGAAUUAAGCAAAACACGAGAUGACGAUUCUAGAUGUAAGAUAAGCGCCCGGAAGAAGGAACGAAAUACAUGUAAAAGAGGAAAUAAGAAAUAACAACUAAAUGAGGCGGAAUGGAAAGGGGAAUGGAAAAACACAAAAUGAUAUACCAUAUAGAAGAAGCCAAAGACGAAUGACGCAUAUUGGAAAAAAAAAUACCGAAAAACGAAAUGAGAAUAUAGAAAACCCAAAAAAACAAAACAAAACAAUAUUUACUUGCUGGCAGAAAACCCUUACAAUUAGUACUCAUUUCAUUCGCGUGAAAGGACAAAAGGGCAGAAACCUUACCGGCGGUAAGGUGGAGAAUGGAGAGUUUAGGGAUUCGAUUUGACCUUUUUUUUGUAAUCACAUUUGUUGCAGAAAUUGUGGUAAAUGUGGUAAAUAAAGCAAAUGUGUCGAGCGGGCGAAGAAACUCUGGUACAAUUUAGUUUUUUAGAACUAAGGUUAGGUUUUCUUUUUGGUUUUCUUUUUUUUAUCGUUUAACCUGCAUUCCGUGUUGGACGAUGGCCGAUCGAUACGGAGGAUCGUUGCUGCUGCCUGCAAAACUAAAUAUGUAAUUGUACCAAUUGCUAAGAAAGGGAAAUAAAACUUUAUUUUACUCCAAACAAA
Molecule: messenger RNA, 3143 nt
Organism: Anopheles stephensi (Asian malaria mosquito)
Lineage: Eukaryota; Metazoa; Arthropoda; Insecta; Diptera; Culicidae
Product: protein amalgam-like
Exons: 10
Coding region: 628-2082 (484 amino acids)
Biological process (GO): homophilic cell-cell adhesion; synapse organization
Cellular component (GO): neuronal cell body; axon; plasma membrane
Molecular function (GO): protein binding; axon guidance receptor activity
Source: RefSeq, a predicted model, not a curated record